Schistosoma guineensis is the source of this 3788-nucleotide messenger RNA. The record is from the annotation of a GenBank genome assembly. Lineage: Eukaryota; Metazoa; Platyhelminthes; Trematoda; Strigeidida; Schistosomatidae.
GACUAGUUUUCACAAGCACUCUGUUGUGGUACUGUACUGUCAUGACUACGUCGUGGGUUUUACAGUGCAAGGACUUAUCUAACACUGAUUUGGUUCAUAUCGCCAAACUUGCUGAGCAGGCUGAACGAUAUGAUGACAUGGCGGCAGCUAUGAAGCGGUAUACCGAGGCUUCGGGGAAUUUAGGGAACGAAGAACGGAAUUUACUGUCGGUGGCAUAUAAAAAUGUUGUGGGUGCUAGAAGAUCAGCAUGGAGAGUGAUACAUGGAAGUGAGAUGAAAGCGGUAAAUGACUGUACCAAGAAACAAAUAGCAGAAGAGUACCGUAUUAAAAUGGAAAAGGAGUUGAACACUAUUUGUAAUCAAGUUUUGGCUCUACUUGAGGAUUAUCUGCUUCCAAAUGCAAGUCCCGAUGACAGCAAAGUUUUCUUUCUGAAAAUGCAAGGUGACUACUACCGGUAUCUCGCUGAGGUUGCCACUGAUGAUGCUCGAACAGAAGUGGUACAGAAAUCAUUGGAUGCCUACACGAAAGCUACUACGGCUGCCGAAAAUUUGCCUACCACUCAUCCUAUCCGUCUUGGUUUAGCUCUUAACUUCUCUGUGUUUUAUUACGAAAUACAAAAUAAUUCUGCUAAGGCGUGCGAUUUAGCUAAAUGCGCCUUCGAUUCAGCAAUAGCAGAACUAGAUCAGCUUCAAGAUGAUUCCUACAAAGACAGCACACUAAUUAUGCAGCUUCUAAGAGACAAUUUGACGGUAAGAUUUCUAUUAGUUUUUCUAAUAUGACUAAUUAGUUGUGGGCCAGUGACCAAACAGCUGAGGGAGAUGUUGAAAACGACGGCUAAACUCUGUUCUGUAAUAUUUAUUAUAGCCCUCAUGUCAUACAAGAUCUAUGUCAAUUUUCUGAUUGUUUACCGUUAUUUUGUACUUACUGAUGGGAGUUACGGUUCUUUGGUGUAAGUUUCUCAUGAGUUAUUAUGUAAAACCGUGUAUCACAGUUUACUGAUGACAUUUAGGGUUGCACAGAUUGAUCAGUUACUAGUCAGUGUUAAAAGGAUCGUAAAACAUAAAGCUUGGAGCAGGCUAUUCGUGAGUUAGUUGGAUGUUCGAGAAUUAUGAGUAAAAUAAAGGAUAGGAAGCAACUUAGAACUAACAGGCUUCCACUACUUUCCUUCUCCGUGGUUUUAGCAUGUGCAUGUCAAUUCGUGGACUUAUUUAUGAUGAACACCGAAUUCUGUUGCGUGUAGAUUUCUGGCUUGAUUUUCUUAGCUGGUUUGCCUUCCCCUACAGAUAGCCAUAAGGUCUACUGUCUGGAAGGUCCUGACUACAGUUGACUGUGUUCGGGACAGGACCAGUAUCGACCUCACGUUUUUUUGGAGGACUUCCUAAGGUAACACAUGGAUUUAGGCGUUUAUGUAUAGAGUGCAUCUUGUGCUACCAAGAUAACUUGAGGUAAUAAACUGCAUGCAUUGUGUUGACGUAAAGAGACAGUUUAUCAUUAAGCACCUUCGUAUCAGUUUAAGAACCUCACAGAGUAGGUUUUUUUGGUUUCGGACUUUGUCUGUUGUGGAAGUAGCAUUGGAGAAAAGCAGAACAGUCAUUGACAUCUACACUGGGCGACUUGGGGUCCGGGUGAUUGUCGUAUCCAGUGGUCAGGAACUUUGACGACAGUUAAAAGUCGUUUGUAGUGUUAUGCUUGCAUUCACGUUAUCCUAUUCUAUGUUCUAAGCUUCUGGAUUUCCCAUACAUUAUUUCCAGCAUAGAUUUUCUUGAGUCGUGUCUUGGAUGUCUAGUCUGUUAUUGCUUUUAAUACUGCUACUACAUCUACUUUCGGAUUUGCCCUAUCAACUCAUGCUGUGCUAAAGAUUUAUGAUACUGAUGUACAUACGUACUAGUAUUUUGCGCUUGGGUGAUAGACAUCCUAGUUGAUUUGGACAUUCGUGUCCUAGAAAUCCUUAUUACAAUAUUGCCUAUAAACUCUAUUUUUUCCCAAUGAACCUGAAACGAUGACCAUUCUAAUUGAGUAUUCGCCGCGCUCCCUCUAACUCAUUAUUAGUGUUGCUAGUGCAAAUUCAUUCAACCGUAAGAGUAGAACGUAGAAUAAGUUUAUUUUCUGACUCAAAGCCACCUAACUCGAAGAAUGCUUAGUAGUGACGGCAGUUUUUGUAAUGCCACGAUGGAUAGCUGUGUGGUGGUAAACUGAAAUUCGAUCGAUUUCCAGGAGUCUUUGUGUGCGUGUUGAGGAGUUCUUUUGCGUUUUGUGGUUAGUGACAGGUCUGGUGUCCGGGGGCUUAUAUUAGUGGCUUUGAAUGGUCCUAGGGUCGUUUCUAGUGGCACAGUUACAUUUUCUACCUGUCACUUCGAACCCAAGUUCUCUGUAUCACUUUUUUCUGUUUCUUGCCUAAUAUUGAAACUGUUACUACCCCUACUACUCUGGGAUUUUUCUCGGUAAUUUUAUCUGGCUGUGCUAACCUGGUUUGUUAACACUAAGUGUUGGAAACUUGUGUCAGGUUGUAAAUACCUACUUGUAGCCAGCAAAACCGAAGCAACAUCUAACUUUCCUGGAGCACUGAAUGAUUGAAUGAGUACAGGUUUCCCAUGAAUUAGUAAGUGAGUUUAGGGCGGUCCAUCGGCCUUUAUGUAAGUUACUAAAGAACCUAGAUGAUGUACAGAGUAACUACGACUACUUGCUGUUUGACCUGUCCGGAAGCUACAUGGUUUCUUGGGAGUCGUCCCUAACUUUGCUAUUCUACAGCAUAGAUGGGCUACUUACAAAAGUGAUCACGAACACUUCGUCCUUCACCUGGAAUCAAGCAGUUAUUCGAAGCUAUAAAGGACAAGCUAAACACAUAAGCAGUACCAGCAGUUAUGACUGACCAGACGCAUUUAGCCGUACUAAAUGAAGAGAAUAAAAAAUUGGAAGCACUGACCACUCCCAAACACUACACUGCAUGCAAACGGCGACUAUUGUCGUUCUACUUAGAUGUGAAACACUCAAUAGAUUUUAGGAGAAAGUAGCUUGACGGUACUUACUGCCUGCGAAUUGUUAUCGGAGGCUUUAAAGAUUCAUGAUAAAUAGGGUCCGCGCGAAAUACACCAGAUUGAGUUCAUUUCACAAUUCUUAAUAAAAGGUAUGUAAAAGGUGAUAAAAACCACAUUAGGCUCACCAAUUUUGAUAGGCCAUCUGACUCAAUAAUAUUAGUCCCCUACAUAUGUAUCACGGAUUAAUCUCCUACAUAAUCUAAGACGUCACGUAUUCACAACGCGGGAUUGAAAGUCAGAUGCGAAAUUUUAGGAAUAUCAUGUAGGUCACUAACAUAGAUGAUCUGAGCUGAAUGAGUAGGGGCGUACUGGAGUAAGGAGGGAGUAGUGUGACGAAACAGGUAACUCCGAAGUUGCACUUAACGUGGAUUGCUGUUUCAUCGUACCACGGUACUAUGGCUGCUCUGAAGACUGUGUAACGCAAUGGACGUUAUUAGAGGAGUAUAUUGGAAAGAGUAGGUAGAGGAAUAAAGUGCGACUAUCACCGCAUUGGCUAGUCCAUUGCGUGUAAUCAACUGAUGCGUGUUGGCUGUCUCUGGACUUGAGGAGGAUCGGUGAACUUUCAGGCAUUUAGUAACACGACCGCCGGGUGAUUUGGUAAGGGUCCAGUGACAUUUCAUUUGCUCUACACGUGUGUCAAACAAAUGUAUUGCGAGACCGAGAGAGUAAGUAUUCGAACUGAGUUGGGAAAUUAGCAUACCACCCGAUUCGGUGAGUAGGCUUAUGCCUUAGUUGUAUAUAGUCCAAGUAGAC